GGUCUUUAAAUAAUUGCUUGAGAUUUGUCGUACAGGACGUGUGUCUACUUUUUCACCUUUUAGGGGAAGGUCUAAGGUUUAUUGAACAGGAAUCUGAAUUAGUCGUCUAGCCUCAAAAUAAAUUGAAAAUGAAAAAGAAACAAGGAGGUACACUUGAGUCAAUUUAACAAUCAAAACAGCAAAGCAAAGUAAUCAAUCCUCCUUAGUGGGCUCAUCGUAUCACCUCCACAACUUUAUUAUGAUUUUUCCCCCACAACUUUAUUAUGAUUCUUCUUUCUAUUAUUAUUGAAGUUCCUCUUUAGCCAUUUACUGAAUCCCAUUUUUUACUAUUUCACACAGCAUAAUUCUGGCCGGCUUUGCUGAACUUUAAAGAUCUUGAGAACUAGUGAAAACUACAUACAUGGAAAGAGGAAAAGAAAAUGAAGGAGAAAGAGAGGACCGGAAAGCAAACAGCUCAUCGGUAUCAUCUGCUGUGCUUCGCGAGGUAAUUGUGAAUCUUCAAGAUUUCGUAGAGAGGUUAAAGAAUGAAGAAGAUCAAACUGUUCUUGACACGGAUCAAAUUGAAAAGAUGACAUUUUUGUCGGCAUGUUUACAACUUUUUCAUUACAUUUUGGAUGGUUCUAAUGCCGAAAUGUCUUUCUUAUCAUAUGAGGUCCAUGAUCUGGUUCAGUCACUUUUUCAUCAGAGUGGAGAUGAUAUGCUGGUUAAAUUAAAGGAUCACGUUUUUCCCUGCCUUCUUGAAAAUAUCGAAAGUUCUAAAAUCUCAGAUCAUCAUUAUGAAUCAAGUGCUACCAUGACUGAGGAUCAGUUGGUUGAACUCUUGGACGCACUUCUUGUGAAUCUCCAUUAUCUACCCAAGGUUCGUGCUGAGUUGCUUUUGCCAUCAAGGACUCAGUAUGAGCUUCUUCAGAAUGUUUUUGGCAAUUUAAGAGAUUUUCAUGGUCUGAUGGUAAACGGUUGCAUUGAGCGUAAGACAAUUGAAUGUGUCUUACCUCAGAUUCAACUUAUAGCUGAGAGAGUAGGACACUUCUGUUUUGUGCUUUUGUCUUAUCAACAUGAAGAUGAAGAAAAUGAAGAAGAUGAAGAUGACGAAGAUGAAGAAGAUGAAGAAAAUGAAGAAGAUGAAGAAAAUGAAGAAAAUGAAGAAAAUGAAGAAGAUGAAGAAGAUGAAGAAAAUGAAGAAAAUAAAGAAGAUGAAGAAAAUGAAGAAAAUGAAUAUGAAGUCUAUUCCAUGCUAGUUCAUCUACUUUUGAAGAUAAUUCCGGUUUCUCUGGAGGUUAUUCACAUAUGUUCUACAAAUUUGAAAGCUUCAAAGUCAGCUGAAGUUGGACGCUUCAUUAAGCAGCUCCUAGAAGCAUCUCCAGACAUUUUUAGAGAAUAUCUGAUUCAUCUACAACAGCACAUGGUUAAUGCCAUUACUCCUAGCACCCCAGCUCGAAAUAUUCAUGUCAUGAUAGAGUUCCUAUUGAUUAUUCUUACUGAUGCGUCCAAGGAUGUUAUUCGUCAUGACAAAUUGUUUGUUUUCUUGGAACGUGUUGGAGAACUUUCCAAGGAUGUAUUCGUUCUUGUUCGCAACUUAGAAGAGAAUAUGAAGGAAACAAGCGGUGCAAGUCUAAACUUGCUGGCAAAUAUUGAAAUCCUGAAGGAAGAUCUCAAGAAUGUUUUCUUGGAAGCCCCUGCAGACUCAUCUGAGCUCUGCUUCCCAAUGAGUGAUGGACCGCUCUUCAUGACUCUUCUACUUACAAACUUAAAUGACUUGCUCAAUUCCAAUGCUUAUUCAGUUGUUUUGAUAAAAGAAGAAAUCAGUUGGGUGAAAGAAGACCUAGAACACAUAAGAUCGUUCUUCGGAAAUAUGGAGCAAGAAUUGCAUAGAGAUCUUUGGACUCGUGUUCUAGAUGUGGCAUAUGAGGCGGAACAUGCCAUUAACUCAAUUCUUACCAGAGAUCAUGGUAUCUUGCAGCUUAUCUUCUUACUUCCUAAUAUCGUAGCAAAGAUCAAGCUUGUCAAAAAAGAGGUACAAGAGAAGAUCUCCAAGAACACGAGUAUCAAUUUUGCAAACUCUCCCAACAAGCCAGUUGAAAACAAGUUAUCAAUAUCUAGUAAAAUAAUUGUAGGUUUUGAGGAGGAGAUAGAGUGGAUAAUUAGGAAGCUCACCAGCGGAACAUCUGAGGUAGAUGUCAUUUCCAUAGUCGGCAUGCCGGGGCUUGGAAAAACUACUUUGGCUUACAGAGUAUAUAAUGAUAACUCUGUUGUUGGUCAUUUCAACGUUCGUGCUUGGUGCACAGUCGACCAGGAACGUAAUGAGAAAAAGUUGUUGCAGAAAAUUUUCAAUCAAGUAAUUGUUUUGAAAGAAAGAGACAGUGAGGAUGACAUAGAUGAUGACGUUGCUGAUAAGCUACGGAAAUAUCUGUUUGGAAAGAGGUACCUGAUUGUAUUGGAUGACUUGUGGGAUACUGCAACAUGGGAUGAGUUAACAAGACCAUUAUAUACCAUCCCAUCUGAAUUUCAGAAAGGAAGCAGAGUUAUUUUAACAAGUCGAAAAAAGGAAGUGGCUUUGCAUGGAAAAUGCCACAGUGCUCCUCUUGAUCUUCGAUUGCUAAGACCAGAAGAAAGUUGGGAGUUAUUCGCGAAAAACGUGUUCGGAGAAGAACAUUGCCCUGAUGAACUAAAAGAUGUUGGAGAGAAAAUUGCCGAAAAGUGUGAUGGGCUUCCUUUGGUACUUGAUUUGAUCGGCGGAGUCAUUUCAAGAAAGGAAAAGAAAGAGGCUUUGUGGCUUGAAGUUCUCAAUAAUUUGAGUUCCUUUAUUUUUAAGGAUGAAGAGGAAGUGAUGAAGGUUAUACAAUUAAGCUAUGACCAUUUGUCAGAUCACCUAAAGCCGUGUUUUCUGUACCUUGCAAGUUAUCCAAAGGACAAAGAUAUUGACAUCUCAUUGUUGAAACAAUUAUGGAGCGAUGAAGGACUUGUGGAACCAACUGAUUUGAAGAGUGUGGAAGAAGUAACGGAGGUUUAUGUGGAUGAGUUAAUUGCUAGUAGCUUGGUAAUAGUGAGAGGGGGUAGGGAACAAAGUUGCCAAAUUCAUGAUCUUGUGCAUGAUUUUUGUUCGAUAAAAGCUAGAAAGGAAAAAUUGUUUGAUUUGACGAGCUCAAUUUUUCUGUCUUCAUCCUCUUCUUCAGAUCUGAUGCUGCGUCGACGGACCAUUAUUUAUGAUGGGGACAUUCAUUCAGAUAAUAUUUCUUUCUUGUUCAAUCCAGAAAACAGAAAUCCUUGUGCUAAACACCUCCUCUCUUGUGACCUGAGCCUUGGUCCCUCUAAAUUUCUUCCCCAGAGCUGUCACCUAAGAUACCUGAGGCUCCUUAAAAGGUUGGACCUGAGGAAAAUAAAGUUGACAGAUACUGCGCUGAAUGAAAUAGGCAUGCUUGUUCAUUUGAGGUGCUUAAGGAUUGAGAUGAAGGCAAAAGCUCUCCCUCCGUCAUUUUCAAACCUCUGCAAUCUAGAAACUCUGGUGGUGUAUUACAGUGGAUCAAACCUGGUAUUAUCCCCUACUAUCUGGAGUCUUGCAAAGCUACGAUAUGUGGAGAUCAAAAGGACUUGUUCUGUCUUUGAUUCGGAUGUGGACAAACCAACAAAGUUAGAGAAUCUGACAACAUUAAUGCCUCUCAAGCUUUCAUGUUCGGUAGACUCUGGGGAUAUUUUCAAAAGGUUUCCCAAUCUUCGAACCCUUGGAUUCCACAUGGAUUGUUCAGCAGCAGAGCAGAUAUAUUUUCCAAGAUUGGAUCUCUUUAAUAAACUUGAAGAAGUUAGAGCGAAAUUAAGGUGUAGUGGGCGUCGUACACAUGUACAUCAGUUUGUUUUUCACUUCCCUUCAAGCUUGAAAAAAGUGAAAUUGGAUGGCAUCAAUCUGACAUCAGAUGCACUGUCAAGAAUUGGGAGAUCACUACCCAACCUUCAAAAGCUGGAACUAAAGAGAGCAAGCAUCGAAGGGGGAAAAGAAUGGAACAUGGAACAAGUCACCUUCCACAAUCUCAAAUCUCUAGGACUGUUUACGGUGUCCUUUUCUGAAUGGCUAGUUACUGCAGAUGAAUCCUUUCCCGUGCUCGAGGAAUUAGCCAUACUAGGUUGUCAUGAGCUUAUAGAGAUUCCAGAGAGUUUUGGAGAUAUUACUUCAUUAAAGUACAUCCUAGUGAAGGGAAGCCUUCAGCUUGAAAAGUCGGCACUCAAGAUUAAGGAAUAUGUUGAAGAAAUAACAGGAGAAGACAAGCUUGAGGUGACAACGGUAACUCUUCAGAUACGCGCGGGACUUCUAGCCUAUGGAGCCGCUAUGCUUUUUUGUCGUGCUAGGCAUAAUUUAAAAUAAAUCCAUGUAAAUUAUAUUUUAUGUUUAAAUUAUAGUUUAUAUGUUUUUUUUAAAAGAAAUCUCAAUCAUCAAUUUUAAAUGA
Messenger RNA from Capsicum annuum, 4436 nucleotides. RefSeq names its product putative late blight resistance protein homolog R1A-3. The coding region runs from base 401 to 4354 and encodes 1317 amino acids. Gene Ontology annotation, molecular function: ADP binding. The transcript has 3 exons. The record is from RefSeq and is a predicted model, not a curated record. Lineage: Eukaryota; Viridiplantae; Streptophyta; Magnoliopsida; Solanales; Solanaceae. Gene Ontology annotation, biological process: defense response to other organism.